CGUUACCUCGGGAUCCAAUCUAAUUAUCUUUAGAUGGAUGUAGAGCCCUGUACUAUUUUGUCAGUAGAUUCUCUAAAAGAAAGUGACAAGGCUUCUGUAUCCCUACCUGUACAUGAUGAGUUUAGCGACCGCGGGCAAGUGGACAACCAGGCGGUUGUUGAGUCCUGCUCAGCAGCGAUGUUUCUCCAAAGCACCUUGCAGAUGCAGCAGCAAUCGUGCCAUUAGUGAAGCAAACAACACUCCUCAUCUCAGCUUCCGAUCGUUCAUAUCUGCCCUGCGUGAGCAAGGAGACUUGGUGGACGUUAAGGAACCAGUAUCAGCCGACCUGGAAGCUGCCGCAGUAACUCGUCGAGUAUAUGAGAAGCGCGCACCAGCACCGCUUUUCCACGAUGUUAUAGGUACAGAUCCUAAAACCGGCCUCUUUCGGAUUCUAGGAGCUCCAGUUGGACUCCGUAAGAAUAAGAAGGACCAGUAUGGACGUCUGGCAUUACAACUGGGUCUUCCCGCAACAAGCACCGCGCGGGAGAUUGUUGAGAAGAUGAUCGCGGCCAAAGAAGGCACUCCCCUGCCUCCGGUAGUUGUGGACAGAGCAGAUGCACCAUGCAAAGAAAAUAUCCUUAAGGGCAGUGAGGUUGAUAUGACUAAGUGGCCCAUUCCACGUCUACAUGAACUCGACGGUGGUAACUACCUCGCUACAUACGGCUUUCACAUCGUCCAGACCCCUGAUAAGUCUUGGGUGUCGUGGUCCAUUUCGCGGGCAAUGCACCUUGCUGGGGAGCCACGGGCACUUACUGCUCCUGUCUUGAAAGGCCAACACAUCCAUGCCGUGAGACAGAGAUGGAUUGAUGCUGGAGAGGAGAAGACUCCUUGGGCGUUAGUAUUGGGCGGUCCUCCUGCAGCAGCCUUCGUGGCAGGCAUGCCUCUUCCAUACGAAGUCAAUGAGGACGGUUAUGUGGGAGCACUUUCAGGGUCUCCCUUAGAGGUCGUUAAAUGCGAGACGAACGAUCUAUAUGUGCCGGCAAACUCGGAGAUUGUUCUGGAAGGUCACAUUUCCAACUCCAAAACAGUUCCUGAAGGUCCCAUGGGCGAGUACCAUGGCUAUGCCUUCAAAGAUAAGCCUGUCAUGAAACCACUCUUCCAUGUCGACUGUGUUACCUACCGAAAGAAUCCGGUGGUACCCAUCUGCGUUGCUGGUCUGCCGCCAGACGAGACGCACACAGUCUGGGGGCCAUCUAUUUCCGCAGAAUUACUCUCAGCAUUGCGCAAAGCUGGCUUCCCAGUGAAUUUCGUUUGGCUCCCACUCGAAGCAUUGUGCAUCUGGAUCUUCGUUAGCGUCGAUACCAAGAAGCUUGCGAGCAUGAACAUCUCCCCAGAAGAACUUUGCAAGCGUGCGGGAGAGCUCAUAUUCGGCACACACGCUGGCUGGGAGAUCCCGAAAGUGUUCCUUGUGGGAGACGAUGUCGAUAUCACUGAUAUCAACCAGGUGCUUUGGGCGCUCUCUACCCGCUACCGACCUGGAGCGGACGAAUACAUUUUCGAUGAAGCGACUGGGCUUCCCUUGUUGCCGUACAUGAUGCGAGCUACGAGGAAAGAGGUCCCUGAUCCGGGCAAGGGAGGAAAGAGUGUUGUGAACCUGCUUCUGCCGGAAGAGUUUAAUGGUGAGAGGAACUGGCUACCUAGCAACUUCGAAGGAUCCUACCCGGAGGAUACCAAAGAGACUGUGCUCUCCAAAUGGGAGAAGUAUGGAUAUUCAAAGGAUGAGUGAAACUUGAGCCUCAGAUAGUAUAG
This is a messenger RNA of Paecilomyces variotii, 1788 nucleotides long. Its product is annotated as alpha subunit of phenylphosphate carboxylase. NCBI's taxonomy places the organism in Eukaryota, Fungi, Ascomycota, Eurotiomycetes, Eurotiales, Thermoascaceae. Gene Ontology annotation, cellular component: cytoplasm. Gene Ontology annotation, molecular function: carboxy-lyase activity. The transcript has a single exon. The record is from RefSeq and is a predicted model, not a curated record. The coding region runs from base 113 to 1765 and encodes 550 amino acids. Gene Ontology annotation, biological process: cinnamic acid catabolic process; ferulate metabolic process.